Molecule: messenger RNA, 954 nt
Organism: Moneuplotes crassus
Lineage: Eukaryota; Ciliophora; Spirotrichea; Euplotida; Euplotidae
Source: the annotation of a GenBank genome assembly
AUGAAGUUUCCGAAGCCUCCAAUAACUCCGAAGUCUCAAUUCCAUCUGAACUCGAGGAAAAUGGAAACAUAUAACCAGAUAAAGCUUUCAAGAUCUCUGAAUAGAAGGAUUAGACAUACCCCAACCCUUCCAAUUGAUAAUUUGAAGAGUAAUCAUACGAUAGAAGAGGAAGAGUUUCAAACUACCAUGCCUCAAUUAAAAUCGUCAUCUCCUAAAAGAGGAGGGUCCCAUCCUCCAAAGAAUGCUCAUUCACUCGAACAGGCACUAGCAAACUUUCUCAAGAACUCUGACAAUAUUGAAACUAAAACAGUUGAGAGGAAGUUUAGCAAAUAAACCUAAAAGCAAGAAGGUGAAUACUAAGUUAAAGCUUGCUUUGCCACCUGCUUUCAACCUUCCUAAAAUCGACCAAGUGUCUACUCCAACCGAGAUGUCUUGUAAGGGUGACUUUGAAAAUCUGGACACUAAUAGGGAGAUAAGGAAAAUGCUUCAUAGCCAGGUGAGGGUGAUUUAAGAACAAGACAAUAGUCAGAGAGACAAAGUCCUCUUUGAUCAGGAAGAGAAUAGCUCAAGAGAAUAAGAAGAAGGCAAUAUCCGAAGAAAAGGAUGUAGGAUUUAGGUACAGGAAUAAGCUCAAUUCACGCAUUCUGGUCCUUAACAAACGGUGCAAUGACGAGAUGAAGAAAUAGUACCAAGCUUCACAAAUUUGUUUGAAAAAUCGAAGUUAUAGUCAAUAAGUCCUAUGGAAACCUUCACAAGCUCAUAAAGAAAUCGGAGAAGGAAAAGAAGCAAAAGUUGACACUGAAAGAUGGUCUAUUGAUACAGCUACAGAAUAAAACUGCUAAUAUUGGGCUAGGACAUUUCUCUUCUCACAACACUCGGAAUUCCAAUAAAGUUUCUGUCAGAGUAAGAAGCCACGAUGUAGCCAAUAAUAGGUAUAGCAACUUUGAUCGGUAA